Molecule: messenger RNA, 1152 nt
Organism: Phaethon lepturus (White-tailed tropicbird)
Lineage: Eukaryota; Metazoa; Chordata; Aves; Phaethontiformes; Phaethontidae
Product: histone-lysine N-methyltransferase setd3
Exons: 7
Biological process (GO): peptidyl-lysine dimethylation; peptidyl-lysine trimethylation; peptidyl-lysine monomethylation
Molecular function (GO): transcription coactivator activity; histone H3K4 methyltransferase activity; histone H3K36 methyltransferase activity
Source: RefSeq, a predicted model, not a curated record
ACCCAUCCUAAUGCCAGCAAACUGCCCUUAAAGGAUUCUUUCACUUAUGAUGACUACAGAUGGGCGGUUUCCUCUGUUAUGACACGGCAGAACCAGAUUCCAACAGAAGAUGGUUCCAGAGUUACUUUGGCUUUAAUACCUUUAUGGGACAUGUGUAAUCACACUAAUGGACUGAUCACUACAGGCUACAAUUUAGAAGAUGACCGGUGUGAAUGUGUAGCGCUUCAGGAUUUCAAGGCUGGAGAACAGAUUUACAUUUUUUAUGGCACUCGGUCAAACGCUGAAUUUGUGAUCCACAGUGGUUUUUUCUUUGAUAAUAAUUCACAUGACAGAGUGAAAAUAAAGCUUGGCGUGAGUAAAAGUGACAGGCUGUAUGCUAUGAAGGCAGAGGUCUUAGCUCGUGCUGGUAUCCCAACUUCUAGUGUUUUUGCCUUGCACUCUACCGAGCCUCCAAUCUCUGCCCAGCUAUUGGCUUUCCUUCGAGUGUUUUGUAUGAGCGAAGAAGAGCUGAAGGAACACUUGAUAGGCGAGCAUGCCAUUGACAAAAUCUUCACUCUGGGGAACUCUGAGUUUCCCAUUAGCUGGCACAAUGAAGUUAAACUUUGGACAUUCCUAGAAGCCAGAGCAUCCCUUCUUUUGAAAACCUAUAAAACAACUGUGGAGGAUGAUAAGUCCUUCUUGGAGACCCAUGACCUUACUUCACAUGCGAUAAUGGCUAUCAAAUUGCGCUUAGGUGAAAAAGAGAUCUUGCAGAAAGCAGUAAAGAGUGCAGCUGCUAGCCGAGAGUAUUAUACCAAACAAAUGGCAGAUGGAGCUCCGCUUCCUAAAUAUGAAGAGAGCAAUAUUGCCUUGCUGGAGAACACUGUGGCAGACUCUAGACUCCCUAUUGUCUUGAGAAACCUAGAAGAUGUUGAAGAACAAGGGGAUUUAAAGAUUGAUGAGGCUAUUGAUGCUGAAGUCACAGAGAAUGGGUUUGUAAAUGGUGAAAACUCUCUAUUUAAUGGGACCAAAUCAGAAGGUGAAAAUCUAAAUGAAGAGAAAAGCAACAGAGAGACUGAAGAUGCCAAAGAAUCUUCUUCAGAAAGUACUGAUGAGGUUAAAGAAUAGUCCUAAAAUUUUACUUUCUUGUGAAAUUAAAUUAGCUGAAGUUUA